Scomber scombrus (Atlantic mackerel) is the source of this 2706-nucleotide messenger RNA. It is a transcript of the gene tspan12, whose product is annotated as tetraspanin 12. The transcript has 7 exons. The record is from RefSeq and is a predicted model, not a curated record. Gene Ontology annotation, cellular component: membrane. Bases 562 to 1491 code for a protein of 309 amino acids. Lineage: Eukaryota; Metazoa; Chordata; Actinopteri; Scombriformes; Scombridae.
CCCCCUCCCCCCACCUCCCCUCACAGAGCAGACAGGACUCCGGCUGUAAAGCACCGGACCGAAAGUUUACGCGUAAAAGUGACGCUGGCGCGAGCUGAAGCAGAGGGGCGCGUGAGGAGGACGAGCUGAAGCAGAGGGGCGCGUGUCUGUGGACUUUUUGGAGGUUUUGACUUUGUGUUUUUUCCGGUUUGAAGCUUUUGGAUCACACACGCGCGCGCUUCACGAGAGGAAAAUGUUGGAUUUUACGCGUACACGUCAGUAAGGAGUAUUUAAGGAGUAUUUCUGGUCCGCGCGAGAGACAUGAUUGAUGUGGAAACGUCUCCGCGGGCUGACCGGAAGUAACAAACCACCUGUUGAUGUUUCCUGGAGCUGCUCGCGGAGGAUUCACGCGCAGUUACUGAGAAGAGGCUCGUGUCUAAUGAGUGCUAAUCUCUGCAGUUUGUUUACAGUGAGCGUGUUGCCAUGGUGACCUGUUUGUUUACAGUGAGCGUGUUGCCAUGGUGACCUGUUUGUUUGCAGUGAGCGUGUUGCCAUGGUGACCCGGGCUCAGAUGAGGUCGGGAUGGCACGAGAGGACGCAGUGAGGUGUCUGCGCUGUCUGCUGUACGCGCUCAACUUCCUGUUCUGGCUGAUGUCAGCAUGUGUCCUGGGAGUGGCAGCGUGGAUCAGAGACCCCCUGAACACCGUGCUGACCCUGACAGCCCACACCAGGCUGGAGGAAGCAGCCGUCCUCACAUAUUCUCCAGCUGUCCAUCCCGUCAUCAUCGCCGUGUGCUGUUUUCUCAUCAUCGUGGCCAUGGUGGGAUACUGCGGCACGCUCAAAUGUAACCUGCUGCUGCUGUCCUGGUACUUCGGCAGUCUGCUGGUGAUCUUCUGUGUGGAGCUGGCGAGCGCCGUCUGGACCUACGACCAGCCCUCAGUGCAGCGCUCUGAUAUGAUCAGCCUGAAGUCUCGGAUGCCAAACUUCGGCCUGCAGCGUUACCAGUGGCUCACACACACCUGGAACACCUUCCAGACAGAGUUUAAAUGCUGCGGAGUGAUCUACUUCACUGAUUGGCUGGAGAUGACAGAGAUGGAAUGGCCGCCUGACUCCUGCUGCUCCAAUCAGUAUCCAGGAUGUGCUCGCCACGCCCACUACCACGACCUCAGCGACCUGCACCAAGAGGGCUGCGGUCCAAAGAUCUACAGUUUCAUCCGUGGGACGAAGCAGCUGCAGGUGUUGCGUUUCCUGGGCGUGUCCAUCGGCGUGGCUCAGAUCCUCGCCAUGGCGCUCACGCUCACGCUGCUCUGGGCGCUUUAUUACGGACGCAAAUCCCCAGAGCUGGACUCCACGCUGCCGCCGGCAGGAGCAGAUGACCCCGCCCCCCUCUCAGGUGAAGCCUCACAGUCGGGCUGCACCCGCACUAAUAAAGGCUGGACUAAUCCACCCAACACCAGCAGCGCUGCCGCCAAGCUGGGAGAGCACCAGUUUGAGAUGGAGCGGCUGUCGUAGCAGCAACACCACGGCACGAUGAAGCUGGUUUGGUGGUUUUGUCGUCAUUUCUAUCAGUAACAACAAGUCCUGAUCAGGUCCUGGUCUAGUUUCAGACAUCAGCUGAAGUCCUGAUGAGUUAAAGAGUUGAAACCAAGGAUCUAAAUCUGUCCUUCAGGUCUGUUCAGGAUCCGUAAAGCCUGCUGCUGGUCUCUGAUUCAGGGUCUGGUUGUAUCAUGUGAUCAGUACUGAAGGAAAUGAAAAACUAAACUACCAAAAUAAAACCAGAGUCGGGAUGAAGCGGAACGAUCCUUUAAAGAGAUCAAGCCAGGAACUCAGGCGACGGUACAAAAAGGGACGAAGACUCUGAGACUCUGAUACUCUGAGAGACUCUGAGACUCUGAGAGACUCUGAGAAACUCUGAUACUCUGAGAGACUCUGAGACUCUGAGACUCUGAGAAACUCUGAUACUCUGAGAGACUCUGAGACUCUGAGACUCUGAGAAACUCUGAGACUCUGAGAGACUCUGAGAGACUCUGAGACUCUGAGAGACUCUGAGAGACUCUGAGAGACUCUGAGAGACUCUGAGAAACUCUGAUACUCUGAGAGACUCUGAGAGACUCUGAGAGACUCUGAGACUCUGAGACUCUGAGAGACUCUGAGAGACUCUGUGAGACUCUGAGAGACUCUGAGACUCUGAGACUCUGAGACUCUGAGAGACUCUGAGUCUCUGAGACUCUGAGAGACUCUGAGAAACUCUGAUACUCUGAGAGACUCUGAGACUCUGAGACUCUGAGAGACUCUGAGAAACUCUGAUACUCUGAGAGACUCUGAGACUCUGAGACUCUGAGAAACUCUGAGAGACUCUGAGAGACUCUGAGACUCUGAGACUCUGAGAGACUCUGAGAGACUCUGAGAGACUCUGUGAGACUCUGAGAGACUCUGAGACUCUGAGAGACUCUGAGAGACUCUGUGAGACUCUGUGAGACUCUGAGACUCCGGCAGGAACACGAUGGACUCUGGUUCUUUGCUCACUGGACGAGAACAUUCAGCACUAAUGGAAACAACCACUCAUAGAGGCUCUGAGGUCUGUCUCUGAACUCACUGGAACAGAAGGUUUUAUCAGAGUGUUUUAAUGUAUAUUAGAAACUGUGCAUGGUUUGAAUAUUUAAUAAUAUUUGUCUCACAGUUAUUGGAGCGUUUUCUCACUGGAAUAAAAACUAAACAUUACACUGA